UGAUCGGUUUCGCAACAAUCAGUUUUGAAGCGCAGCUUAAAACGAGCUGAUCUACGGAUCGGAAGAAUAAAUUCAUUUAAAGAGGUUUUCAGCCAGGAAUAGCAGAUAAGAAAUAUGGCGAUCAAAGCCACGCUUUUACUCCUGUUAACGGGCUAUCUCUUAGCUGCUCAGACCCUUGCACAGGAUUACAAUUCCUGGCAGCGAGAGCAACAAAUGCGUCACUUUGCCCAAUCACCGCAGUUGGGACCGCGUUCACUAGCCUCAAGCAACCGGCGGCAGCAGAACAACCUUCCCGCAAACAACCCGCCAAACAAUCAAAACCAAGAACCCCUAAACUUGGUGGAGGAGGUGGAUAUGAACAAGCGUGAGCCCACUACACCCCCGCCACCACCCACUCGUCCUGCGCCGCCGAAUAGCUACAAGGAACGCUUCAGCGCCAAGCUCUUCCAGAAGAUCGUGAGAACCCAGGGGCAGCGCAACGUGGUCUUCUCGCCCUUCUCCGUCCACGCCCUGCUGGGCCUGCUAUACGGCGUUUCCGAUGGCAAGACAGCCCGUGAGCUGCAGCAGUUCGCCGGGUUUAGCAACAAUCAACUGGACGUGGCCCAGGAUUUCAAGAGGGUCAUCCAGCUGAAGGAGCAUCUCCAGGCUGCUGAGCUGACCGUGGCCACCAGGGCGUACUACAACCAACAGCUGAGUGGCGUCAAUCCCGGCUUCGAUAAUUACGCCAAGUUCUACUUCAACGCCGCCUCGGAGCCCGUUGACAUGCAGAACGGCAAGGAUACGGCGGACAGGAUCAACGUCUGGGUUUCCGACAGCACGCGGGGCAAGAUCCGCGAAUUGGUCGGCUCCUCCGACAUUGAUUCCCAGACACAGGCGCUCCUGGUGAACGCCGUCUACUUCAAGGGUCGCUGGGAGCACGAGUUCGCCAUCAUGGACACGCAGCCCUACGAAUUCCGGCACACCGACGGCCGAACCACCCCGGUGGCCAUGAUGUACAACGACGAUAUCUACGGCCUGGCCGAGCUGCCCGAGCUGGACGCCACCGCUUUGGAACUGGCCUACAAGGACAGCGAGACCAGCAUGCUGAUCGUGCUGCCCAACCAGCCGAACGGACUGGCCAACCUGGAGCAGCAACUGUCGCUGCCCGAGUUCAAUCUGAACCAAAUCGCCCACCGCCUGCGCCGCCAGUCGGUCCAUGUGCGCCUGCCCAAGUUCCAGAUCGAGUUCGAGCAGGACAUGACCGAGCCCCUCAAGCAGCUGGGCAUCCAGCAGAUGUUCACGCCCAACUCGCAGGUGACCAAGCUGCUGAGUGCGCCGGUGCGCGUGAGCAAGAUCCUGCAGAAGGCCUACAUCGAUGUGGGCGAGGCGGGAACCGAGGCCUCGGCGGCUUCCUAUGCCAAGUUCGUGCCACUGUCCCUGCCGCCGAAGCCCAAGGAGUUCAUCGCCAACCGGCCGUUCGUCUUCGCCAUCCGCACCCCCAACGCAGUGCUCUUCGCGGGUCACGUGGAGAAUCCCACGCCGAUGACCGCCAGAAAUGAGCCACAACCCGAUGGCUACAACAGGAAUUAGGUAGAGCCCUGUGCCGCUGCAUUUGUGAAAGAAAAACGUAACAAUAAAGUAAAACGCUGUAUUUAUGGAAAA
Messenger RNA from Drosophila takahashii, 1641 nucleotides. RefSeq names its product necrotic (gene nec). NCBI's taxonomy places the organism in Eukaryota, Metazoa, Arthropoda, Insecta, Diptera, Drosophilidae. The record is from RefSeq and is a predicted model, not a curated record. Gene Ontology annotation, molecular function: serine-type endopeptidase inhibitor activity.